Molecule: messenger RNA, 732 nt
Organism: Prunus mume (Japanese apricot)
Lineage: Eukaryota; Viridiplantae; Streptophyta; Magnoliopsida; Rosales; Rosaceae
Source: RefSeq, a predicted model, not a curated record
AAACCAAGCAGAGUUUGGAUUGGAUUGUAUAGUGAAAAAAUGGGACCGAGUGAAAGCAGGGAAGGCUCUGGAAACAGUAAGGAAAAUGGUCGCAUCAAAAAACGAAAUGAGAAAAAUGGUGGUGACUUGCGUAAGGACAAGGUUGGCUGGUCCACUGCUGCUGCAAUUGCAACUGGCGCUGUGGCAGGAGCGGCUUUGCUGGCCUAUGGUAUAUUUAGUCUGGCUUCAGGUUUAGGUUCAGGUUCAGAUUCUGAGCAGGAGGAGGAGAUGAUGAUUGCUCCGGGCACCGGCGGACUUGAACGAAUCCGUAGGGCUGACUUUGAGUGUAACCCUGGAGGCUAUUUCAGAGACCAUCGCCGCAAAUAGAUAGCCAGUCCCGGUGGGAUGGGAGCAUUGUCCUUCUAUUAUGCAUAUUGGCUUGCUAGCCUUUGGUUUUGGCUUUGGCUUAAGCUUUUUUUUUCUCUUGUAUGUUCUGUUGUUUGCUUUGUGUUUGUAGUUUUAUGAAAUUUUUAUUAUAUUUUGGUGUUUUAGUAGCUUAUAAUCUUUUGUUUUGUUGGAUAGAGUUCUGGAUUUAGUAGCUUAUAAAAACAAUAGUUGGGUUUGGAUCAUCGAAUCAACCCAAAAAUACUCUGCUUCGAGUAUGAUUUUGGAUUAUGAUUCGGAUCAAGCAUGGUAUGGAUUAAAUUUGGAUUCGAAUUAGAUUCCACACAAGACGGCCUUGAUUUCUGUAGA